Pseudomassariella vexata is the source of this 1351-nucleotide messenger RNA. Its product is annotated as mitochondrial carrier domain-containing protein. The transcript has 3 exons. The record is from RefSeq and is a predicted model, not a curated record. Gene Ontology annotation, biological process: transmembrane transport. Lineage: Eukaryota; Fungi; Ascomycota; Sordariomycetes; Amphisphaeriales; Pseudomassariaceae. Bases 217 to 1230 code for a protein of 337 amino acids.
GUGUCCCAACAAAGAAUAUCACGUCUCCACUCUUUCUCAAUUCUACACCGAUGGACCCUUGAGCGCACACCAGAGCUUCGCCUAUCACCUUCCGUUUCUGAGCUGCGGUGUGGUUUUGGUGCGACCUUGAAAAAGAAAGCUCUAAGCACGCUGCAUUUAGACGAUUGCCCAUACGAUUGAGCUUGGCAGAGGAGAACAGAUCAAGCGCGGAAAGAUAUGGCGACGACUGCUGGGUAUGGCUGCUCUUCCCCUUUGCCUUUGACAAUUGAGUCAUCUGCGCCGAGAGCUUCAGUGACUGACUUGGAGCUUUCUAGGGCUUUCAUAGCCGGCGGCAUCGCCGCUUGCGGCGCCGUCACGGCCACGCACCCCUUCGAGACGGUCAAGAUCCGAAUGCAGCUCCAAGGCGAACUCCAAUCCAAGGGCCACCAACCGCACCACUACCGCGGGCCCAUCCACGGCGUCAGCGUCAUCAUCCGCAAUGAGGGCGUCAAGGGCAUCUACCGCAGCAUCGGCUGCGCCUACAUCUACCAAGUGUUGCUGAACGGCUGCCGUCUGGGCUUCUACGAGCCCAUGCGUGGCACCCUGGCCCAGGUCAUCCUGAAAGACUCCACCAAGCAAAACCUCGGCAUAAACAUGUUCUGCGGCGCCUCGUCGGGCAUGAUCGGUGCGGCGGCUGGGUCGCCUUUCUUUUUGGUCAAGACAAGGCUGCAGAGCUUUAGUCCCUUUUUGCCCGUGGGCACGCAGCAUCGGUACCGCAAUGCGGUUGAUGGGAUGCGGUCGAUUUAUAGUGCUGAGGGAGUCAGGGGACUGUAUCGGGGUGUGGGUGCGGCAAUGAUCAGGACGGGCUCCGGGAGUAGUGUGCAGUUGCCGACGUAUUUCUUUGCCAAGCGAAGGCUAGUCAGGCAUCUGGGUAUGGAGGAGGGUGCACCGUUGCAUUUGGCGAGUAGCACGGUGAGCGGGUUUGUGGCGUGCUGUUUUAUGCACCCGCCUGACACUAUUAUGUCGCGCCUCUACAACCAAAACGGCAAUUUGUACAAGGGCGUGUUUGAUUGCCUAGGCAAGACCAUCAAGACGGAGGGAGUACUGGCGGUAUACAAGGGCUUCUUGCCGCAUCUAGCGCGGAUAUUACCGCAUACUAUUUUGACACUGAGUCUGGCAGAGCAGACCAACAAGUUGAUGCGCAAGCUUGAGAACAGGAUCCUGCCGGAGUCGGCACUGAGUAAGGCUUGAAUGGAGCCCUUACUUGUAGGAUGAGAGGGCAGAGCAGAUAUAGCCUGUAGCUGUAGGUUAAGUCAUCUCCACAGGGGUGGCUUGUACGCGGCUCGUACUAUUUUUACUUGGCCGUGUCGGU